This is a messenger RNA of Sabethes cyaneus, 1041 nucleotides long. RefSeq names its product odorant receptor Or2-like. The record is from RefSeq and is a predicted model, not a curated record. Bases 1 to 1041 code for a protein of 346 amino acids. Gene Ontology annotation, cellular component: plasma membrane. NCBI's taxonomy places the organism in Eukaryota, Metazoa, Arthropoda, Insecta, Diptera, Culicidae. The transcript has 4 exons. Gene Ontology annotation, biological process: sensory perception of smell; detection of chemical stimulus involved in sensory perception of smell. Gene Ontology annotation, molecular function: olfactory receptor activity; odorant binding.
AUGAAUAUUCUGGAGUGUCCGAUAAUUUCUAUCGACGUCCGCAUUUGUCGGUUCUGGUCGUACCUACUGAAGCACGACUUCAUGCGCUACGUUGGUACUAUUCCGGCGGGCCUGCUGGUACUGUUUAUGUUCGCUGAUCUAUGCCACAGCGAGAAUAAUUUCGAGGAGGUCAUCAUAAAUGCAUUCUUUGCUAUAAUACUGUUCAAUACGCUUGCAAUUGAAGACGAAGCAGUGCGGAGUGUGUUAUCAAGCCUCACCCAGCGAGCGAGAGUACUAUGUUACAGUAACUAUGCACUAGGACACUUCGUUGCAGCGUGCAUCUCGGCUUAUCCACUGUUCACCAGCAGCCGCCGAAUGCUGUUCAGUCUGUACAUUCCAGGAUUAGAUGUUCUGGAGUCGCCUCAGUAUGAGAUAAUCUGCAUCAUGCAGGCUUUGUGGUUGAUUCCUGCCUGCGGCAUGUAUUUUCCGUUCACUAAUUUCUUCAUGUCUGCCACUUUAUUUGGAGUGAUUCAGAUCAAAACUUUACAACAUCAACUGGCAACACUGAAAACUACUUUUAUAGGGGAACAUACGGACAGUCUGAACUGCAUCGUGAAUAAGUACAUCGAAGAUCAUCUACGGAUCAAAGACUACGUGUAUGAAUUCAAUUCAUUAGUAACCUACGUCUGUUUCUUUGAAUUCGUAUCAUACGGAAUUUUUAUGUGUGCUCUAUUGUUUCUACUAAUAAUGACCAAGAAUCCAACCCGGUUGUUGUUCAUCGUUCCUUAUUUGGUUGCGGUAGUAUUGCAGGUUUUCGCCUUCUACUGGCAUGCGAAUGAAGUUAGCGAACAGAGUCUCGGAAUCGCCAAGGCUGCUUACAAUGGACCUUGGACCGACGUAAAUGAUUCAGUGAAGAAAAAACUGCUGCUAAUUAGCCUCAGUGCCCAGCGUCCAUUAAAGAUAACACUAGGAAACGUAUUUCCGAUGACGCUGGAGAUGUUUCAAUCAUUACUCAAAACAUCGUACUCAUAUUGUACUAUACUGAGACGAUUCAAUAGAUGA